AAAAUUCAAAAGCUCAUUUUCUCCUUGGUUGGUAAGUAAAGCAAAUAAAAUCUAACUACUUAAAUUUUUAUAUUAAUACAAUUUGUAUUUCUUAGAAGACGACUUUGUGACGGAAAUCCCGCAAAACAGCGGGGAUCCCUUAGCAGGAAACCCACCAAAGGAUCAGAUGAAAGAGCUUAGGGUCUGGGUUCGAGACUUGCAUGGAAAAUUGGAUGCCAAUACGAAGACCAUAGAGGCAAAUACGAACCAGUUAGCUGAGUGCACCCAGCAGAUUGCAAAACUGACGGUACUGCUGCAGAUUUUCCUUAAGGGAAAGUCCAAGGAUGCAGAGGAGGAGCUGGUGGCGUUAGAAGUUAAAAUAUGCUCGUCUACUAAAACCGCCUAUCUUGAGACCAUCACCGCAAUUCUUAGCCGAAAUAAUUUGCCUAAGUCUAUUAAGGGAGUUUUGGCAGAGCACCUUCUUUGCGACUUUAAUAUAGACGGCGUGAAUGGAAAAAAGGCUCUAAAGGGCUUUCCAGGGUUUUUUUCCGUUAUAGUCGCAAAGAAUCGAGACAAGUGGCAGCCUCAUCUGAAUCAAAGUUUUUACCAUUCAAAGAGUUUUGAAGAGAGCGAAACAAAUGGUAAUCUGAAGGUGCUUAGUCCGGACUAUGAGGUGGAUGUGGUAGCACUUCCCAAUUCAGCUCCGUUAAUUUUUGCCGAGUGA
Molecule: messenger RNA, 703 nt
Organism: Drosophila gunungcola (fruit fly)
Lineage: Eukaryota; Metazoa; Arthropoda; Insecta; Diptera; Drosophilidae
Exons: 4
Coding region: 167-703 (178 amino acids)
Source: RefSeq, a predicted model, not a curated record